UGUUCAUCUUCAGAACACAAAUUAAGAUAUUUUUAAUGAAAUCUUGAGAGCUUUCUGUCCCUCUUUUGAAAGUCUAUUCACCCGAAACUUUUGACGGUUCAAAACAAUCAUAAAAAGAUUGUGAUUUUUGACAGAAUUUUCAUUUUGGGGUGAACUUUAACCAGAGAAUCAUAGAUUUCAUCGGAGAUGACUGUCCCUUCAUUAUCUUCUUGGUCUCAGUCCCAUUUCAGUGUCCUAAAUUUGAUUUUGCGAUUAGAGUUUUAUGUGUACAAUUUUUGCAUGUGUGUUAACUAAAAAAAAAACAUGGUGAAAUCUGUGCAUGAGGGCAUUUUUGUGAAGAUUAAAAAAACAAAAAAAUCACAAACCCCCCAAAUGGAAUAAAAUGGACCAUGUGUGAAAACAGGUGAAUAGAGUUUAAAGUUUCCAAGAAUGUGUCUUUGUUUAGGGAGCUGAAGUAAUUCUCUGGGAUUGUAUGCUAAUAGAAUCCGUUUUAAUGUGUUUGCAAUGAAGUAAAACUGUAAUUCGCUUUGCAUUAUUGACCUGGAAUAAAGAAACACAAAACCACUGCCACAAGAAACAUUCUUUUGGCGCGUCAGCCUGAGCUCCAGUAGUUUAUGUCCGUGAACAUAUUUGCUGUGAACAGAAAUGACCGAAUGUUUCAGUGCAAGAGUUCUGAAUGUUCUCUGUGUUUCUCCUUUAGAUCUGAUGUCUUGAUAUUCUCCUUUCCUCUCCUGUUUGAUGAGGUGAAGUUCAUGUGACCUCCAGAAGGUGUGCAGGUCAUAGAAAAACACACUUACCAUCUGGACACAAGUGACAUACACCCUCAUUACUACAAAAUUACACACCACAAGACACACUCAAGUAUGCAAAGAGACGGCUGUGGACUGCAUUAGAGAAUGGGCCUGUUUUACAUUUGUUUUCUGUUCUAGUGGCUUCUAGAGGGAGAGGGAGAGGGUUUUUCUGUUGCUCUAAUUCUCUGAUUUAGUUCUGGUUAGGUCAGAAUAAGCCUCCCUGAGUGUUAGAAAGAAAGUUAGAGAGACUGUGUCUGUCCAUCACAAAGUGAUUGUAAUUCUAAGCAUUUUACAGCUUCUCUCACAUGCAGAGAGAUUUCUUGGAAGGAAUCCUUGCUGCUUAUGAAAGAACAAAAAAUGGGGUGAGUGGAAAGAGGAGAGGAGGGAGAUGUGUGCCAGUGUGUAUGUGACUCGCUGUCUGGGGGUGAGACACACACACACACACACACACUUAAAUACCAAAGAGAAAAACCCCCUUUCUCUAAAACUUUCUCUCACACAAACACACAUCUCCAUUCAGAGACAGCGCCACUGCAGUACUUCUCAUUAAGACCAGGACAUACACACACAUUUACACACUUACUAACUGUCUUGUUCUGCUCAUGGCUUGUGAGAUGCAACUGCCGACCUGGAGCGGACACCAGUGGAGACUGAUCCAGCAUUUCCUCCAGAUGACCCUAUUGCUCGCCCUCCUGUGCCCACCCGCAGAGCCUGUUCCCUGGGACAAUGACUUCAGCAGUGGCCCUGGAGAGGGCUGUGAGGGUUUCCAGGUGGAUGUAUGUGGUGUGUGCGCAGGGGAUGGGAGCUCAUGUGAGCUGUUCAGUGGGACACUCUUUCUUUCUGUGCUCUCUGUUGGUUACCACAAGAUCCUGGACAUCCCCUCUGGAGCUCAACGAAUCAAAAUACAGGAAACACAGAAGACCAGGAACUACUUAGCUCUCAGGACAGCGAGUGGUGAAUCAGUGAUAAAUGGUAACUGGGUAAUCGACAGGCCAGGAUAUUUCUAUGCUGUGGGUACUCAGCUCACAUACAAACGGCCCAAUGAGAUACGCAGCAGAGCGGGAGAAUCCAUCACUGCUCCUGGCCCAACCAAUCAGGAGCUGCAUCUCUUUGUGAUUUAUCAACAGCCCAAUCCAACAGUGUAUUAUGAAUACAUUCUACCCAAAGACCCCAUCACCGACACUUACUCAGAUGCCUAUUCUUAUUCUAGUGUACUUCCUCUGGAGAGUCAUGGAAUGUUUCCUGAUCCUGAGAAUAGUGACGGUACAAGCUCAAUGGGCAGCCCUCAUCCUAACCAAGUUCCUUCGGACCCUAUAACCCCUGAACCAGUUCCUCAAUACAGCUGGGUUGCCACGAAAACAACACCCUGCAGUGCCACCUGUGGAACAGGCAGUCGUCAAGUUGUGUUCAGCUGUGUGGAAAGGGCCACUCAAACCACUGUACCGGGGGAUCUCUGUAGCUACACCAGUCCGCCUGGCCCCCAGGUAGAAGAGUGUCGAUCGCAGCCUUGUCCAGCCUUUUGGGAUGUAGGGGAGUGGUCUGAGUGCAGUAAGACCUGUGGUCCAGGUUUCCAGUAUCGUCAGGUGAUUUGCCGGCAGACGCAGGGACACCAUGGCAAUAGCACAGUCAUCGUGGCGACCAGCCUCUGCGACGACACAGAGAUGCCAGAGACGACCACUGUGUGCCAGCUCAAGAUCUGCAGUGAGUGGCAGAUCCGCUCAGAGUGGACAGAGUGCUCUGUGCCGUGUGGAGUAGGGCAGCGCAGAAGAGAAGUCGUGUGUGUGGAUAACCUGGGUGACAUCGUUUCCGAUGAGGAAUGCAACAUGGCGCUUCGCCCCCUGGACCUGCAGAACUGUGACAAAGGAGUGUGUGCCAGCAGCUGGUUCUAUUCUCUCUGGAGUGAUAGGUGCUCCGCAGACUGUGGGGAAGGAAGUCGCAGCCGGUCAGUGGUGUGUAUGAUGAGUCAGACCAACUCGCUUCCACUGGACAACUGCGAUGAUGAGGAUAAAGCCGAGGAGCUCAUGCCGUGUGACCUGGGACCCUGCUCACAGCGACUGGAAUGGUACACGGGACCCUGGGGACAGUGCUCGUCUGAAUGUGGCAAUGGUACCCAGAGUCGAGGUGUGGUCUGUGUUCUCCAAAACAAUGACCAAUUAGAAGUCACCUCAGAUGAGCGCUGCUCUCAUCUGCCCCUUCCUCCGAGCGGACAGACCUGCUAUUUGAAGAGUUGCGGUGCGCAGUGGUACAUGACGGAGUGGAGCUCGUGUUCUCGUUCCUGCGACGGAGGCUUUCGAGUGAGGGAGGUACGUUGUUUGCAAGAUGAACUGACCACAAGCCAUGACUGUGAUCCUGCCCUUGAACCUGCAAAUCACGAAAAUUGUAACACACACAUCUGCACGCCACAGAUUGACGAGUCCUGCAGGGAUUUGUACUAUAACUGUGUGGUGGUGGUCCAGGCUCGUUUGUGUGUGUACUCAUACUACCGCACCACAUGCUGUGCAUCAUGCUCUCGGGUCAUUCAGAGAGACACGCUGCAUAGAAUCAGGUGAUCCGGUCGGCUUUUUGGGAUGUGACAUCACCACUCGUUUUUCCUUGAAUUAUAAUGUCCUUGUCUCAUCAUGACAUCAUCACCCACCUGUUUUCAGCUGGAUCUGACAUCACUGUUCAUCACCUCUCUGUAUUUUACUUCAAAAGACUUUACGUAUACAUUACCUGCCUUUCUUUUUUAAAACACAAAAUGAGAAUGCUCUAUAAACAAUUGAAUAUUUAUUGCAAAUAAAAACAACUGAGCCUCUUUUACUUCAUUUAUCAUGUUCAGUAAUGUCUAAAAAUUAACAAUGAAUUUUUUUUUUAAAUGAAUCUUUUUUGACUAUUAAUAAUUUAUGACUAUUAACCUCUAAAGGACAUCUUUAUUAUCUAAAACUUUGCUUCUCAACCAUUGUAGAGGGGUCCUUGUAUUUUUGAUAAUUUAAAGAGAGGUCCACAUCCAAUAUUAGUCAAGGUUUCUUGCUUCAAAAUGAGUUUAGUUUUCAAAAUAACUUUUUGAUUCUGAAUUUUUAAGUUCAAAUGAAAUGGAAGUAGCAACAGAUCUUCCGAAUUUUGAAUUGCAUGUCUGUGUGAAGAGAAAAAAUUGGCGGUUAAUGACUCGAUUUUGAAUGAUUCUUAUUACCAGAAAGAAGUCUAUUGGUUAUAUAUACCAGAAGAUUAAACAUUAACACGUUGAAAACUUUUUUUUUUUUUGUAAACGAAACAUGCACGGAUGAGUUAUAGUUUUAUAAUGUGUGUAGAAAAUAAACUGGGUGAAAUUUAAUUGCAUGCAGGCUUAAAAUGCCUGUUUUAGCUACAUUUAAGACUUCUGUGUGUGAACACUUGGUGUGUGGAAUGAAACGGUGCUUAUGUUGUUAGCUGAAUACUGACAAAUUGUCUUUUUGGACUGGGGAGGUUUUGAGUUUUGAUUCAAAAGAUCAAAAAUAAUGUGAUUUGUCCUGAUAUGACCCCUUGAAGAGGUCACUUCAGUACGAAUAGUACAGACUAGCCAGAAAUGACCCUCUCACUCUGAAAAAUGGACACAAGUAAAUAAAUAAAAAAUAAACCUAAUGAUAAAGGUGAAUUCUAAAAUAUAGGAAAGUGUUCUUUCAGUGAGACACUCUAUUUGCUAUAAGAUGUACAAAAACUAAACAAGUCAAACAAGAACAUAAAAUGCUCUGAAAAUGCUGUAUAUUCACAGUGGUGUGUAUAUAAUGUGGGAAUGGGAAUAGAAUGAACCUAUACUUCCUGUAAGAUAAUAAAGUCCAUUAUUAAUAAAAUUGUUAUUAACUCAUUAAUACCAUUAUUAUUUAUAGGGAAAAAAUCCCAUAAGUGCAAUGUUUCAAUAUUGGAAACAAGCUUCCAGUGAAAAUAUUGAUAUAAAUAAUACCAUUCAUUUGUGGAAUAAAAAAAAAAUCUUAAUCUUGGCAUUCAAAAUGAAACAAUGAUAUAAAACAAAAUUAUUAAUAGGCGAUCCACUUACAAACUUUAUUAACUAAUUUGUCAUGUUAAAAACAUCUGCUUUUACAUUAGUUAACAUGAACUAACUUAAUGUCAAUUUCCACAUUUACUAAUACAUAAAUAAAACUUGUGUUGUAUAUGUUAUUCUUCAUGUUAUUUAAUGGACCCGAACUAACAUAAAAUGGUAGA
Molecule: messenger RNA, 4967 nt
Organism: Pimephales promelas (fathead minnow)
Lineage: Eukaryota; Metazoa; Chordata; Actinopteri; Cypriniformes; Leuciscidae
Gene: adamtsl7
Product: ADAMTS-like 7
Biological process (GO): extracellular matrix organization; proteolysis
Cellular component (GO): extracellular matrix
Molecular function (GO): metalloendopeptidase activity
Source: RefSeq, a predicted model, not a curated record